Molecule: messenger RNA, 7053 nt
Organism: Epinephelus moara (kelp grouper)
Lineage: Eukaryota; Metazoa; Chordata; Actinopteri; Perciformes; Serranidae
Gene: sec31a
Product: SEC31 homolog A, COPII coat complex component
Exons: 29
Coding region: 215-4648 (1477 amino acids)
Biological process (GO): endoplasmic reticulum organization; endoplasmic reticulum to Golgi vesicle-mediated transport; intracellular protein transport
Cellular component (GO): COPII vesicle coat; endoplasmic reticulum exit site
Molecular function (GO): structural molecule activity; protein binding
Source: RefSeq, a predicted model, not a curated record
GUUGUUUAGUGCCACGUUGAUGGAGACCAGUGGGGACGUGGAAAUCUGUCUUGAGUCCGUAGCCGGGACCCGGUAGCCUCCUUCUUGUGUUUUUACAGCCGUUAAUCCCGAAGCAGAAGCGAAAGGAGGAACUCGUUCCGGCGGAGCAGUGUGUUAGUGUGUGUCACCUAUUUUAUGUGUGUGUUCAUGUGAGAAGGAGCAAAGAAAGGGAAGGAUGAAACUCAAAGAGAUCAACCGCACAGCCAUCCAGAGCUGGAGCCCUGCUCAGCACCACCCCAUCUACCUAGCAACAGGAACAUCAGCCCAGCAGCUGGACGCCUCCUUCAGCACCAAUGCCUCCCUGGAGUUUUUUGAGCUGGACUUGACGGAGCCGUCUCUGGACAUGAAGUCAUGCGGCAGCCUCUCCUCCUCUCACAGAUACCACAAACUGGUGUGGGGUCCCUUUGGGAUGGAUUCCCAGGGUCACCCGUCUGGGGUCCUGGUCGCAGGAGGGGAGAACGGCAACGUCAUCCUGUACGACCCUGCAAAGAUCAUGGCGGGAGAGACCAACGUGAUCAUUGCUGAGAGCGACAAACACACGGGGCCUGUGAGAGCGCUCGAUGUCAACCCGUUCCAGACGAACCUGGUUGCAUCAGGUGGGAAUGAGUCUGAAAUCUAUAUCUGGGACAUGAAUAACUUUGGCUCUCCAAUGACACCAGGACCUAAAACUCAGCCUCUGGAGGACAUCAGCUGUGUGUCGUGGAACAGACAGGUCCAACACAUCCUGGCCUCCGCCAGCCCGAGCGGCAGAGCCUCAGUGUGGGACCUCCGCAAGAAUGACCUCAUUAUUAAAGUCAGCGACCACAGCAACAGAAUGCACUGCUCCGGGCUGGCUUGGAACCCAGAGGUGGCCACUCAGCUGGUCAUUUCCUCAGAGGACGACCGGAUGCCAGUCAUCCAGAUGUGGGAUUUACGUUUUGCUACCUCUCCUCUCAAGAUUUUAGAGAACCACACACGGGGUAUCCUGGCCAUCGCCUGGAGCUUGGCUGACCCCGAGCUGCUCCUGAGCUGCGGGAAGGACAACCGGAUCCUGUGCUGGAAUCCAAACACAGCGGAGGUGCUGUACGAGUUGCCCACCAGCAGUCAGUGGUGCUUUGACAUCCAGUGGUGCCCCAGGAACCCUGCGGUGCUGUCGGCCGCCAGCUUUGAUGGACACAUCGACAUCUAUUCCAUCAUGGGAGGAACGAACCAGGCGCAGAGCCAGAGACACGCUGACCAGAUUAGCAACUCGUUUGGGAACAUGGAUCCUUUUGGGACGGGACAAACUUUACCCCCACUGCAGCUGCCGCAGACUCCCGCCCCACCAGCUACAGUCAACCCCCUGAAGAAGCCCCCCAAGUGGAUCCGCAGGCCUGUCGGAGCCUCGUUUGCUUUUGGUGGGAAGCUGUUAUCUUUGGAGAACACAAAGCUGAACCCGCAGCAGCCUCAGCAGCCCACUGCACCCGUUGUACAUAUCAGCCAGGUUGUCACAGAAACGGCCUUUCUGAAGCGCUCCGAUCAGCUGCAGGCCACGCUGAGCGCAGGCAGCUUCGUGGAUUUCUGCCAGGAAAAGAUCGAUGUAGCUGAGAAUGAAUUUGAAAAGACUCUAUGGUCUUUCCUCAAGGCUAAUUUUGAAACUGACAUCCGCAGCAAGUACCUGGAACUGCUGGGGUACAACAAAGAGGAGCUGGCCUUGAAGAUCUCAGCAGCACUAGAGGAGAAGCCUGCUGAACCUCCGCAGGUGGAGGUGCCCGCUCCAGUCACCCUGCAGCCUUUACCAGACCUCAGCUUCUUGCCGCCUGUCGCUGACACUCCAGAAGCAGCAUUCGACAUGAUCGCUGCUGCAGCUGUGCCGCCUGCCGACACUCCCGAGGCAGCAUUCGACAUGAUCGCUGCUGCAGCCAGUGUGCCACCUGCCGACACUCCAGAGGCAGCGUUCGACAUGAUUUCUGCAGCAGCCACCUUACCACCUGUUGACAAUCCCGAGGCAGCCUUCGAUAUGAUUUCUGCAGCAGCCACCUUACCACCUGUUGACAAUCCCGAGGCAGCGUUUGACAUGAUUUCUGCAGCAGCACCCGUGCUACCUGCUGACACUCCCGAGGCUGCGUUCGACAUGAUUGCUUCAGCAAAUCUUCAGCCAGCAGCCACACUUGAACUCGACUCUGCUCCUGACCCUGAGACUGAGGAAGCAGCAGCAGAAGAUCCAGAUGCAGAGGACGCUCCGACCAGCCAACCAGAAGAAAAUGUGGACGAGGUUGUCCCAGAGGAGGAAGCAGAGGAAGAGGAGAUCCCCUUGGAUGAUGAGGAGGAAGCAGAGGAAGAGGAGAUCCCCUUGGAUGAUGAGGAGACAGUGGCUCCAAUGGAGGAGGAGCCCAGUCCUCCUGAGAUCUUGGCUCCAGUCGAGGAACCCAUCGAGGUUCCAGUUCCAGUUCUAGUUGAGGAGCUCAUUGAGGAUCUGGCUCCAGCACCAGCUCCUGCUCCGACACCAGCCAGCGCAGACGGAGUCAACCUCAGCAUCAGUCAAGAUGUGGACGGUCUGAUCACACAGGCCCUGCUGACUGGAGAUUUCGAGGGAGCUGUGGAGCUCUGUCUCCAUGACAACCGGAUGGCAGACAGCAUCAUCCUGGCCAUCGCCGGAGGGCCCGAGCUCUUAGAGAAAACCCAGAAGAAGUAUUUUACGAAAACACACAGCAAGAUAACCAAGCUGAUCAGCGCCGUGGUGAUGAAAGACUGGCACGACAUCCUGAAGACGUGCGACCUGCAGAACUGGAGGGAGGCUCUGGCUGCUGUAGUGACCUACGCUCAGCCCGAGGAGUUCUCCUCCCUCUGUGACCUUCUCGGGGGCAGACUGGAGGCAGCAGAUGAUGCCCAACUGCAAGCCCAGGCCUGUCUGUCUUACAUCUGUGCUGGAAACGUGGAGAAACUUGUGUCGUGCUGGACCAGAGCUCAAGACGGACACUGUCCACUCUCCCUUCAGGACCUGGUGGAGAAGGUGGUGGUGCUGCGGCGUGCAGUGGAGCAGACCCAGCGCUCUGGUCCCGCUGCUAUCGGCGUCCUGCUGGCUGAGAAGAUGAGCCAGUAUGCCAACCUGCUGGCCUCUCAGGGCAGUCUGUCCACCGCCAUCACCUACCUGCCUGACAACACCAACCAGGUUGCCGUACAGCAGCUCCGUGACCGUCUCAGUCGGGCUCUGGGGCAGCAGGCGACCCCAGCUCCUGCAGCUCCGGUUCAAACCCAGAGAGUUCAGCCUGCCCCGACUCCGGCUCAGCCUGCCGCCACUCUGCCCCGGCAUCCGUUCACCCCGAUGCAGCCCGCCAUGGUGCCUCAGCAGCCCACAGCUGCAGCACCUCCUGUACCCAUGCCUACACCUGCUGCCUCCGCCCCAGCACAGCCGCAGUAUUACCAGCCAGUGAGGGCGACCUCCACUGUCACCUCCUGGAGUAACCAAACUCCCACAGCCCUCCCCAAUGUCCCUCCUCCUCCUCUUCAAGUAGGCAACGCCUCAGAGCAGCAGGUGGAGCCUUCAAACCCCAUGUACGGGAUGCCACCACCCUGCUCAGCUGCUCCAGCCUCCUCUGCUCCAUACAUCUCCCAUCAGUACCAGCCCUACCCCCAGGUCAACCAGUACCCACCUAGAGCUGGGGGGGCUCCUCCUAUCUAUCAUCCUCUUCAGUACUCCUCCUCUGCUGCUGCUCCUCCUCCCGCAGAGCCGCCCGGCUUUCUCUCUCAGUACACACAGCCAACAUCUCCGGUCUAUCCCGGACAGCCUCCCAUCAGCCAGUGCCUGUCCUCCUCUCCUCCCUCUCAUCCUCCUUUCUUUCCAAACGCCUCCUCCUCCUAUAACGCUCCUCUGUCCUCCGGAGCGCCUUUCCAGCAUGGCGGUCCAGGAUCUCCUGUGUCGUACAUGCCUCUUCCUCCUCCACCGAGCGGAGUCUCAGGGCCUCAGAACGGCUGGAACGACCCUCCAGCUCUGAACAGAAUGUCAAAGAAGAAGCCGGUUCCAAUGAACUACACCCCUCCUGCCCCCAUCACUGCUCCCAUCAUGGCUCCACUUGGUGGUGACCCUCAGGCCCAGCCGAUGCCUGCUGGGGCCCCUCAAGCCAUGGUCCAGGGUCCACAUGGUGCCCAGGUCCCCUACUCAGGCAUGCACCAGCACCAGCAGCAGCAGCUCUCCUCUCCACCUCCACCCAUGAACCCUGCAAUGCCCAAGACCAGCAUGGAGGGCGCACCAGGAGCACCUACGGGAGAUGUUAUACAGCCUCUGCAGUCCAUCCCUGCUGAGAAGAUCAUGAAGAAGCCCAUCCCUGAUGAGCACCUGGUCUUGAAGACCACAUUCGAGGGGCUCAUCCAGAAGUGUCUGGCUGUAGCUACCGAUCCUCAAACUAAGAGGAAGCUUGAUGACGCCAACAAACGUCUGGAAGCGCUUUAUGAUAAACUCAGAGAGCAGACACUCUCUCCCGCCAUCGUUGGAGGACUUCACAACAUAGCCAGGAGUAUAGAGUCCCGCUCCUACACGGAGGGCCUCAACAUCCACACACACAUAGUCAGCAACAGCAACUUCAGCGAGACGUCAGCGUUCAUGCCCGUGCUCAAGGUGGUGCUGACACAAGCCAACAAACUCGGCGUCUGAAACUCCUCCCAGAGUUUGUGACCGGCGGACGGCGGAGAGCGAGCGCUCAGCGGUUGAGAUCUUUUCACAGGGAGCUCCAUUUUAGACUCGCAGUGCGGACGAGGAAGAAUUCUGAAAUGUACGAAAAAUCCUGCUGAAUUCUUCUUUGUGCCAUUCUCGUUUUCUGACACGACUCAUACACAAGCCAUGCUAUCAGUCGCACUCAGUGGUGAAAGUAAAAUCUGGGCCCUGUGCAAACAAAGGGCUGAGACGAGUUAAAUUCAACUGCAAUCUUUAAUCUAAGAACACGCAACACCAAACGUUUGUUUUUCAUCCAAACUUCUAGUCGAAUGAAUCAACAUAGGAAAAUUAAAUGAAUAUGCAAUAAUUGUAUUGAAGCAUAAUAAAAGUAAAAUCUCAGAAUUAGCUAAACAUAAGGAAGGCACAGUUUCAGCAUGUUGAAUAUGGAAUUAAACCUAAAUUACUAUGGCAUUUAUAGACCAACAGAAGUAGGAAAAGCAACAGGAACUUCAGGAAUCUUAAGGGCAUUUCUGUCAACGUGUGUUGAGAUGAUCAUAACUAAAUUUUGUAUAUUUAAAUCUCGUCGAAUUCGGCAUUAAUAUCAGACUGCUGACACAGCAGAGCAGCAUGCUUUCAGCUCACAAUCAUUAGCUUGUUCAUCUUUAUAGUCUUUCGAUAUUUGUGCACUACAAUAAUGCUCAGAUACCUUUUUAUAAUCCAUAAACACAUAGGAUUCUCUCUCCAAGGUUCAUCAUGCGUUAUGGUUUACACAUAAUGCAUCAUUACCUGCAUGCGUUUUGCUUCAGACCUGCAGGUGACGCAGGUUAGAGAAGACAGACAAGUUAAACAACAGGGCAUUAGACUGACUUAAACCAGUAAUCACUCACAAAGCAUUUCAAGCAAAACUGAUGCUAUUUUAAAAUUAAGCUAAUAUGACUUUUGUUCGUAUUUGAAGGUCCAGUGUGUCGGAUUUAGGGGGAUAUAUUGGCAGCAAUGGAAUAUAAUAUAAUAAGUAUGUUUUCCUUGGUGUGUAAUCACCUCGAAAUAAGAGUUGUCGUGUUUUUGUUACCUUAGAAUGAGACGUUCAUAUGUACAUAGCUAGCAGGUCCUUGUCUACGGAGAUCGCCAUGUUUUUACAGUGUCCCAGGACGGACAAAGCAAACUCUGGCUCUAGAUAGGGACGUUUGGGUUUUUGCAUCGGCCACUGUAGUUAGCAGCCCCUUAGCGAUGAGAGCGUCAGAAAAAACAUUGAUUUUUCAACAUGAAACGUCUUUAUUCAGCUUUAAAUCACAGGGUCCGUUUGUUUCAGAGAGGAAGAGACCUCUGUGGAUGAUUCGGUUCCUGGUUAAAACCUCCAGAAUGUCUGGAUCUUUAGUGGUCAGAGAAAAAAAGUGAGCACUCAUUAGCACAUGCUAGGCUAGCAGCGUGUCUCUGACAAGCUAAAUGUUGGAGUAGACCAGUUAAGUCAGUUUGUUUCAGAGAGGAAGAGACCUCUGCAGAUAAUUCAGCUCCCAGUAAAAAACUCUUGAACGUCAGGAUCUUAAGUUAUCGGUGACAAAAGUGAGCACUCCUUAGCAGGUGCUAGGCUAGCAGUGAGUCUCUGACAAGCUAAAUGUUGGAGUAGAAACACUGAUUUGUAACGUUUAACUGCUUUAUUCAGUUUUUUGACUAGUUAGAAUGACUUCAUCAGUUUGUUUUGGAGAGGAAGAGACCUCUGUAGAUGAUUCGGCUCCUGGUAAAAACCUCCUGAACAAAGAGUGCUGCAGGAAGGAACUCAAACUAGAAGAAAUUUCAUCUGGUUGCUAUCUACAAUCCUCACCACUAGAUGUCACUAAAUCCCCCUAAAUCAUCCACAUUGCUCCUUUACAGCAACAUUAAACCUUUUUAAAAACGUACCUAAUAAGACUUUUGUUCGUACCCUUAUCCCCUCUUUGUGCUUUCACUGGCUUACUUUCACCACUGGUGUCACUACAUACAAACACAUUGGACCAAGAUAUUGUCAGUGUGUGGGAUACGUCAAUGCAAAGCAAUGCAAUCCCAUUUUGUUGAGGACAUUUUAAUGUUUUAUUUCAGUUUUUUAUUCUUUUUGUGUCAGUGUAAUCAUGAGGCUCAGCAGAGUGCAAUGGACUUUUUUUUUUUUAAAAAGCAACUGCUUUUAAUGGAAUUUUAAAGUAUGCAUGCUUCAACGCUAAGUCGUCUUUAAUGGCAUCGGAGGUAAUUAUCGGCUGAUUAAUCAGACCUCAGAAGGAAACUGGAAGAAGACUUGUACUUGAUUUUCAUUCCAACUACGAUGAGGGCUGUAGUCUGAGCGGUCAACCUCAGUUUAUGUUGUUAAUAAAGGAAAACAAGUCUUUGUUUAAGAUUGACUACAUGCAAUAUUUUCAAUAAAUAGUAUUUAUUUACAA